Miscanthus lutarioriparius is the source of this 858-nucleotide messenger RNA. NCBI's taxonomy places the organism in Eukaryota, Viridiplantae, Streptophyta, Magnoliopsida, Poales, Poaceae. The record is from the annotation of a GenBank genome assembly.
AUGGGUGCCUCUGCCACGGCCACACGGGCGUGCGAGCGGCCGGCUGCCCGUGCUGGUGCAGUCACGCUGCCGCAGUGGGUUCCGCCGGACCGCAUCAUCACCACCAACCUGUGGUCCGCCGAGCUAUCCAAGCUUGCCGCCAACGCCUUCCUGGCGCAGCGCAUCUCCUCCGUCAAUGCCAUCUCCGCGCUCUGCGAGGCCACGGGCACCGACGUCACCGAGGUGGCGCACUCCGUGGGGAGGGACGCCCGCAUCGGCCCGCGCUUCCUCUCCGCCAGCGUCGGCUUCGGCGGCUCCUGCUUCCAUAAGGACAUCCUUGACCUCGUCUACAUCUGCGAGUGCUACGGCCUCCCCGAGGUGGCCGCCUACUGGCGGGAGGUCAUCCGGAUCAACGACCACCAGAAGAGCCGCUUUGUCAACCGCGUCAUCUCCUCCAUGUUCAACACCGUCGCUGGCAAGAAGAUAGUCGUGCUCAGGUUCGCCUUCAAGAAGGACACGGGGGACACCCGCGAGACGCCCGCCAUCGACGUCUGCAACGGCCUGCUUGGGGACAAGGCCGUCAUCAGCAUCUACGACCCGCAGCCGCUCAGCGCCACUGACUUGGCCAAGCAAGUCGCCAUUGCGCCGGACGCCUACGAGGCGGCGAGCGACGCGCACGCCGUCUGCAUCCUCACCGAGUGGGACGAGUUCAGGACGCUCGACUAUAAGCGCAUGUUCGACUCCAUGCACAAGCCGGCAUUCAUCUUCAACGGCCGCAACAUCGUCGACCCAGCCAAGCUCCGAGAGAUCGGGUUCAUCGUCUACGCCAUCGGCAAGCCGCUCGACGAUUGGCUCAAGGACAUGCCAGCCGUCGCAUGA